Messenger RNA from Parnassius mnemosyne (clouded apollo), 330 nucleotides. The record is from the annotation of a GenBank genome assembly. Lineage: Eukaryota; Metazoa; Arthropoda; Insecta; Lepidoptera; Papilionidae.
AUGAGUAAAGCAAAAGUUGCUGUUCGUGAUAUUUCACCGCUUAUGCAAGCGUUAAGAAAUUUUCUUUUAGGAAGAAAUCAUACGAAAGCAUUACGAUUCGAGCCGUUUUUAUCUGCUAGAACUCAACCACCACCAGAAAUUCCUGAUGGACCAACACACAAGCAUGCUCACAAUUAUUAUUACACACAUGAUGCACGCAGAGAAGUGAAACCACCACUAGAUCUAACACAGCAGUUGCUAACUGAUGGUGCAGAAAAAGGGGCUGCUAGACAAGCAGCAGUUUCGAUACCAACGCCUGGAAAAGUACAUCAUUGGGAUCAUCAUUACUAG